GUGGUCGCCACGAUUCGCGAUGCGCAGAUUCGCUGUCCAGGCGAAGUAGUCCGGUGCCUCCGGCAAUCUAUUUAUGAUCGGCUGUUCCGAAUGAAUGUUUUCCUUCCGCCCCUGGUUUUGCGGCCGCAAAACCAUCUCCUCCGGUAACUUUGUGCACGGUCACUACGGAAGGAGGGAAAAUGGAAGAUCAAGGCCAUGUUGCGCCAAGGUCUAUAGCGUCACUGCGGAUCCAUCAGGCCCACGGCGACGGCCCUGGUGAGGAAGACAGAACAGCAGAGGAUGUUUCGAGGUUUCAAUGAAUACAUAUAUACAUCUUUCACUGGGGCGAACCACAGCGUCUUGAGCCGGCAGACGGACACAUAUCGCCCCGACUUCUCCAUAGGGCCUUCCACGAAUCCUUGGCGCUCCGACGCAUCUGCGACUCCCGACCCUUGGGCAUCGAAUUACCCCGAAUGACUGGCGGGUUUCCGCCUCUGGUCCUACGAGGCACGCCGCGGAGAACAUCGCUGCCGACUCGGACCGGAAAAG
This is a messenger RNA of Punctularia strigosozonata HHB-11173 SS5, 528 nucleotides long. RefSeq lists its product as uncharacterized. NCBI's taxonomy places the organism in Eukaryota, Fungi, Basidiomycota, Agaricomycetes, Corticiales, Punctulariaceae. Bases 280 to 456 code for a protein of 58 amino acids. The record is from RefSeq and is a predicted model, not a curated record. The transcript has 3 exons.